CAAUGUGUUGUGUCAACUCACAGUAACGCUUCCUUGUUUCCAGUCUGGCUUUGCGCACAACGCAUGUGAUUUUUAUUUAGGAAAUUAUUUAGUUAACGAUAGUUAACGUUUGAUUUCUGGUUAAGGUCAGUUCAGUGGGUUACACGUAAACGUUCGCGAUGGGUUUACUGACGAUCUUAAAGAAGAUGAAGCACAAGGAGCGUGAAAUGCGUCUACUUAUGCUGGGUCUUGACAAUGCUGGGAAAACAACCAUCCUAAAGAAGUUCAACGGCGAGGACGUCAGCACGAUCUCUCCAACAUUAGGCUUCAACAUAAAGACUCUCGAGCACAGAGGGUUUAAGCUGAAUAUCUGGGAUGUGGGUGGUCAAAAGUCCUUGAGAUCUUACUGGAGGAAUUAUUUUGAGAGUACAGAUGGACUGGUGUGGGUAGUGGACAGCGCUGACAGAUUGAGACUGGAGGACUGCAGGAAAGAGCUGAGUACUUUAUUACUAGAGGAGCGAUUAGCAGGAGCCACUCUGUUAGUUUUUGCUAACAAACAGGACCUACCAGGUGCUUCAUCAAAAGAUGGAAUCCGAGAGGUUUUAGCGCUUGAUGACAUUAAGACCCAUCACUGGUGUAUUGUGGGAUGCAGUGCCGUGACGGGUGAGAACCUGCUAACGGGUGUGGACUGGCUACUCGAUGAUAUAGCAGCUCGGAUCUUCACAGCUGACUGAUGGACUGAAUGUUUUAGCACAUUUUAGAGACUGUAAAAAAAAAAAAAUUGUGCUGAACAUGUAUUUCAAAUGUUUGAGGAUGUCGAAAUAGCUGUAAAGCUGUUAAGCCAUCACUUACCAAGAAUACACUUAUUUCUGCCUUGACAAAUCUUGUCUCUGGUCAUUUUCAAUUACAAUUGAUGCAGUCUUUUUCCUUCUGUUUAAAGUAUUUACAGGUCAGCCUUCCCUUUUUGAUUGAAGUUUUAGAGGGUGGUUGCAUCUCAACUACACCCCUUUCAUUUGUUUUUUUUUUUGCCCUUUAAGGGGUAUUUUUGGACCUCAGUUUGUUCGGCAGUAGUUUUUGCUUUCGUGCAAAUCUUACCUUAACAUUAUGACCCAACAUUGAACACUACUUCUAUAUUAAAUGCUGUGAACGUUGCCUACCAACAGUUAAGUUACAGAAAUAAAUGAAUUCUAAUAGGAGCAAGCAUUGCACAACUAAAUGCCAUUUGUUAGUUCAUGAUGCCUAAAGCAUUACAAGCUGAAUUUUAGUGCAAAGUGUCACAUUCCCAUUUAAAGAUUAAGUUGCCCGAUACAAACAUGAAUGCAAGAGGUGAAGACUCGGGGACACAACUGGAUUUGAAACGGCAAAUUCAGUAAAGCCAUUUAUUUUGCAAGCAGCUUAGGAAUAAAUACAAAAAGGAAAAACCAUUCCAUUUAUAUUGUCAAUUAUUAACACCAUGCAGUCAACACUUCAGUUCAGCAGAUGCACAGUACAAGGACACGAAUCGGUGUCAGCCAGUUCAACUUCUCAGAUGCAGUUUACGAGACCUAAGGGGGAUAAAGAAAGAUAAGGGGGGGGGGGGAGAAUAAAAAAAAAAGGAUCAAGAGGGGAUAUCAAUCAGUCCUGACUUUUCAGCCUGGGGCAGUAAAAUCACAUCUCACAUCCAUACAUUUCAAAUUUAAAAU
Messenger RNA from Sinocyclocheilus anshuiensis, 1661 nucleotides. Its product is annotated as ADP-ribosylation factor-like protein 2. Gene Ontology annotation, molecular function: GTP binding; GTPase activity. Lineage: Eukaryota; Metazoa; Chordata; Actinopteri; Cypriniformes; Cyprinidae. The transcript has 5 exons. The record is from RefSeq and is a predicted model, not a curated record. Bases 159 to 713 code for a protein of 184 amino acids.